Molecule: messenger RNA, 804 nt
Organism: Mycosarcoma maydis (corn smut)
Lineage: Eukaryota; Fungi; Basidiomycota; Ustilaginomycetes; Ustilaginales
Exons: 1
Coding region: 1-804 (267 amino acids)
Source: RefSeq, a predicted model, not a curated record
AUGUCGUACGCCUCAAUCGCAGCUGAAAACGCGCCGCCCAAGUCGGAGCAGCCUAAGCCCGAUCCUGGCUACCUCGAAGGUCAAAACCGAAGCGGCGAUGUGAGCACCACUGCGCCGGAUGUGAACUCGGGCAAGAUCAACGUUGUUCCCUCUGACUCAGAUCUUGAGCACCUCAAGACGCAAUCGCAAGAAGCGUACGAAGAAGCCGUGGCCAAAGCGCGUGAGCAACGCAAGCAGCUCGAGGCUGACGCUAAGAAGGUGUCGGACUCUGCACAGAAGACGGCCAACGAUGCCAAGAACGCAGGCAAAGAUGCGGUGCAAGAUGCCAAAAAGGCUGGCAAGGAUGCUGCCGACCAGGCUGAAAAGUAUGGCAAGGAUCUGCGUAACGAAGCGGACAAGUUUGGCAAGAACGCUCGCGCCGAAGCUGAAAAGGCUGGAAAGAAGGCCGAAGAGUACUACGAGAAGGGCAAGAAGGAGCUCUCCAAGGACGCCGAGGCAUUGAGGAAGCGCGGCGAGCAGGGUGCCAAGGCGCUCAAGAAGAAGGCCAGUGAAGCCGAGAAGGAGCUUGAAAGUUUCUGGGACAAGUUUUCCUCGGACCCUAAGCAGUGGGGUCCCGCUCUGGCUGCCGUCAACGUCGCACUUCUCGGCGGUCUGGGCAUCUACGCGUACACGCACAAGGAGCACGUCCAACGCACCGACCGUCGCCUCAUCAGCGCCAUCACUGUCGGUGUACUUGGUUUGAUCGGUGCUCAGGGCUACUGGGCCAACGAGACAGCCAAGAAGCAGGGUUCCGCAUUCAAGUAG